AUGGCAUCCCUCGUCUCGCGCAUCGCGUCGCGGUCCAGAUCACACGCUGCGAGGGCCGCGCUUAACGCGUUCAACCUGCAGCCGACUCGAAACGUCACGUACAUGCCGAAGCCGGGCGAGGGCGCGACGCGCACUGUUACGCUGCUCCCGGGUGACGGAGCCGGGCCGCUGUGCACGAACGCGGUGGAGCAGGUGUUUAAAGCCAUCCACGCGCCCGUGGUGUUCGAGACGUAUGACCUCAAGGGCACCAUGCCCACCGUGCCCACCGAGGUCCUCGACUCGCUCCGGCGCAACAAGGUGGGGAUCAAGGGAGGCGUGCGAACGGCCGUCGCAGGCGGAGUCAGUUCGCUGACGGUGCAGCUGCGAAAAGAGUUCGAUCUCUUCGCGCAUCUCGCCUACUGCAGUAACUUCCCGGGGCUGAAGACGCGGCACGACAACGUGAACAUCGUGGUGAUCCGCGAGAACACGGAGGGCGAGUACAGCGGGCUCGAGCACGAAGUCACUCCCGGGGUUGUCGAGAGCCUCAAGGUGAUCACCAAGUUCUGCUCGGAGCGGAUUGCCAAGUACGCGUUCGAGUACGCGUACCUGAACAACCGCAAGACGGUGACGGCGGUGCACAAGGCGAACAUCAUGAAGCUCGCGGACGGGCAGUUCCUGGAGUCGUGCCGCGAGGUGUCGAAGCAGUACCCGCAGAUCAACUACAACGAGGUCAUCAUCGACAACUGCUGCAUGCAGCUCGUCUCCAAGCCAGAGCAGUUCGAUGUCAUGGUGACCCCCAAUCUGUACGGCACUCUCAUUUCAAACUGUGCUGCUGGCAUCGCAGGAGGCACCACUGUCAUGCCCGGAGGGAAUGUGGGUUAUGAGCAUGCCAUCUUUGAGCAAGGGGCCUCAGCAGGCAACGUGGGGAACGACAUCAUCAACGCUCAGAAGAAGGCCAAUCCGACGGCUCUCCUUCUCUCGGCAGCCAUGAUGCUCCGGCAUCUGCAGUUCCCGUCAUUCGCCGAUCAGUUGGAGCAUGCGAUCUAUGGAGUGAUUGCGGAGGGGCUUGUUCGCCCGCCUGCCAUGGGAGGGGAUUCGACCACGCAAGAAUAUCACGGCGGUGGGUCUGAGGUGCAAGGAUGGCGUUGUGCUGGGCGUGGAGAAGCUGCUGGUAUCAAAGAUGCAGGGCGUGGAGAAGCUGCUGGUAUCAAAGAUGCAGGUGCAGGGCAGCAACCGGCGAAUCCACAUAGUGGACAAGCAUGUUGGCACCUAACACACUUCAUGCCUCCUCUCCCACCUCUCUGCCCCCUGCACUGCCCCGGUCUUGCAUGUCCCAACGCCCACCCUUCCCAGGGCGUGGAGAAGCUGCUGGUGUCGAAGAUGCAGGGCGUGGAGAAGCUGCUGGUGUCGAAGAUGCAGGUGCAGGGCAGCAACCGGCGAAUCCACAUAGUGGACAAGCACGCUGGCAUCGCUGUGGCGGGGCUCGUGGCGGAUGGGAGGCAGGUGGUCAACCGCGCCCGCAACGAGGCUGUUAACUACAAGAGUUUCUUCGCGCACAUGAUUCCUCUCAAGGUGCUGGCAGAUCGCAUGGCGAGCUACGCGCACUACUUCACGCUCUACUGGUGGACGCGCCCCCUCGGCUCCUCUGUGCUGCUGGCUGGCUAUGACCGCGACGGGCCCCAGCUCUACUGCAUUGAACCGUCGGGCGUCACUUAUCGGUAUCACGGCACUGCAGUGGGCAAGGGAAGGCAAGCAGCCAAGACCGAGAUUGAGAAGUUGAAGCUUUCAGAGAUGACGUGUCGGGAGGGGGUGAACGCUGUUGCCAAGAU
Messenger RNA from Closterium sp. Naga37s-1, 1808 nucleotides. The record is from the annotation of a GenBank genome assembly. NCBI's taxonomy places the organism in Eukaryota, Viridiplantae, Streptophyta, Zygnematophyceae, Desmidiales, Closteriaceae.